AUGUCGCAUAGUCUGCUCUUUAGGGGGCACAUCUAUCAACCGUCCAAACCUUUUGAGCUUGAAAUUCCCCGUUUAGAACGCGAGAAUCGCCACAUUCGAAUGCUCUUCUGGCUAUGCUAUAUGUUCGACAAAGAUAUAUCGCUUCGCACUGGAAAUCCUCCCCUUCUCACCGAUGUUUAUUGUGACCUCACCCCGCCUGAUAACUAUUUGGACUACUAUACCUAUUUACCAGGUUUGGAUGAAUUCUUUGAAGCUAACGAUAAAACCAACGGGCAUCCCGCACCCCAUCUUCCGGGAGACCUUCACCUCAGCCGUUUGAAGGAGAAGGUCUGCCGACUGCUCUUUUCUGCCCGGGCCUUGAAGGACAAUGAUAACCAACUCCUCCUUAGUAUCCGGCAACUAGAUGAUGAGAUGGAGCGCUGGCGAUUAUCUAUCCCUGUCAGUUUCCGGCCUGCACUUUUUGUCUCACAGAAUACUUCUGCAAACAUAUCCGACGAAAAUCUACCGCAUACAAUUCGCCGUAUGUCACUACAAUUAGAUUAUCACCAUCUCAUGACCGUUAUCCAUACGACAGUGAGAAAAUGCACUGCUGAAGCUAGUGAUGGGAUCCGGGACCUUCAUGACGUAGUCCAUUCGAGCUUCGAUCUAUCUUUGGUGGCCAGCCGGUCAACACUCUGUUGCCUAAGAUUUCUCGUCAGCACAAUUGCAGAAGAAGCAUUUCGGUUCAUAACAUUCUAUUCGAAUACCGCCUGCAUGUCGCUCUUUCUCAACAUAGUUAUCCACCCCCUCGAUGCCCAAGCGCAGCUUGAUUUGGAGCUUCUUAUAUCGGCUGCCAACUCAAUGCGUAGCAUACCUGUGCAUAAUUUGACGCAGAGAGAGAUCGACCGAGUACAAGAAACAAGCAACUUUGUGAUGAGACUCAUGUGGCUUGGAACUUGUGCAGUGAUGAAGGCGGCAAGAGAGAAGAAACAUGAAUUUAGCUAG
Molecule: messenger RNA, 984 nt
Organism: Penicillium lagena
Lineage: Eukaryota; Fungi; Ascomycota; Eurotiomycetes; Eurotiales; Aspergillaceae
Product: fungal specific transcription factor domain-containing protein
Exons: 2
Coding region: 1-984 (327 amino acids)
Biological process (GO): DNA-templated transcription
Molecular function (GO): zinc ion binding; DNA binding
Source: RefSeq, a predicted model, not a curated record